Messenger RNA from Episyrphus balteatus (marmalade hoverfly), 4160 nucleotides. RefSeq names its product telomere-associated protein RIF1 (gene Rif1). Gene Ontology annotation, biological process: telomere maintenance. The transcript has 4 exons. The record is from RefSeq and is a predicted model, not a curated record. Bases 355 to 4077 code for a protein of 1240 amino acids. NCBI's taxonomy places the organism in Eukaryota, Metazoa, Arthropoda, Insecta, Diptera, Syrphidae. Gene Ontology annotation, cellular component: nucleus.
CAGGCACAAAGGAACAAAAAAAAAGGAAAAUAAAAAAAUAAGGAUAUUUCUUUGACACCUUCAACAAAAAUUCAGAAAUAAACAAAAGAACGCAACCAUACUCCUUUGAGCUAAAAAAGAAAAAAGAAAAACGUCUACAGCUGAAUGCAGCCAUUUACAAUAUUUUUUUUUUACAAAACGUUACAUCAAGCUGUCCAAUCUUUCGCGCCAAAUAUUUACUUGAAACCGCGAACUGUAGUGUCAAUUUUUAUUUUCCUGCAUCAUAUUUUUUUUUUAUUAUUUUCAUUGUGCUACUUUUGUCUGACUUUUUAAAAUUAUUUUUAUUAAUUUUUUAUUCAAUAUUAUUUUACAAAUAUGGAUGCAGGGCUAAGUAAAGCUUUCUCUGGAGUAUAUAAUUCCUCCAAAGAAAUAAUAAAAAAUAAUCAAAGACAUUUGUUUUGCAACAUGCUUGAUUUGUUGGCAAGAACAACCAAAACCACUGGCGACAAAUACUUAAACACUGACGAAUUCAUUCUAUUCUGGACAACCGAUAUUCUGCCCCUGAUCUUUGAUGAAGAUAAGGACAUACAGAAAAGUGCUAUCGCAGCAAUGGAAACCCUCCUCCAAAGUCUUGAUUUUAAAUUCCUCCAUAGUUUGCCAGCUUGGAGUGCCAUCAAAAUGAAAAUAGUCCAAAACUAUUCCAAGGAAAUUCCAAAAUAUCGUGAGGUAUCAAACUCUUGCUGGUACAAAAUUUGGUGCUUGUUGAUUAGAAUCCUUGACAAAGAGAUUGUCAAAGGGGCUUCUACAAUAAAUUCCUUUCUAUCGGUUGUUGAGUUAGGAUUUCGUAGUGCAGACUACAAUGUUCGCACUGAAGCUUUCUAUUGUUGGAAAGUUUUGAUUGAAAUCUUUGCCAAUAACGGCGAACUUUGUUCUCCAAAACGCAUUCGACUCAUUUAUAUACCUCUUAAGUCGUCUCAAUCGAAAACACCUCAAGCGGCAAUUGUUAAGCUUCGAGUUUGGUGGUAUUUGAUUUGUAAAUUGGAUAGUCAUAUUGAGCAAUAUGUUGAUACGAUUUUGGAGACAUUUCUAGCAUUCUGUUAUAAUUCACUUGUUAAAGGUGGUUGUGGCAGUGUAGAGUUUAAGGAAAUGUCAAUUCUUUGUUUGUUAUCUAUGCUUGGGGGUUCGAAGCCCAAGUUUAUUACAAAACGAAUGGAAAACUUUGAGCUUAACAUUAUGAAGGAGAAAAACAUUAACCAGAACAUUAUGAACAAGUUCUAUAAGCCACUAAUCAACUACACUAUUGAAGCAUUAAAAGACUGCAAUCUAAUUAAAGUAUCGGGCAGUGAACUGUCAGAGUUGCUUUUACAAAAUUUAAUUGUUAAUUUGAUUGCCAUUGAAAAUACUGAAGCUAUGAGUUUGUUAUUCAAAGCUCUUCACUCUUGGCCAGAUAGAAAUCUGGCAAAUAAUAUGCAAAAGAUUGUUGAAACACAUCAAUUUUCGUCUUGUGUGUGUUCGAUUCAAGAUGAUAACUUUCUUGCUGUCACGCUUGCUGCAGUUAGCAAAGUUGUAAUAACUGAUGAUACUCAAACGCAAGCGGUUGACGAAGUUAUAAAGACAAUCUUUCUUCUCAAAGCUGAUCGAUUUAGACCAGUUUUGGAUAAGUUUGUUUCGGAAAUAAUGGCCAACUCAACGCCAACUCUGAAAAAUGUUCUGGUCACAUGGAAAUUGAUAACAAAAAGCCUUCUCAAACAUUUUGGACGAUCACAUCAAAGCGAAUGUGAUUCGAAUUUAAAGACAAUGAAUACCUGGAUAAUGUGGCCCUUGAAGUCCUAUGCUGAAUUUCAGAACUCGAUCAAUGAGAAGAUCUUUGAAGAUCAAUUCGAGGCGUUACUACAUAUGACUGUUGACCGAUUAAACAAUGCCAUAAUUAAAACUGAUUUUCUUAAAGAAACUUCGGUGCUAUUACAAAAGAUGUAUAACCUGAAUGUCAUAUACUCUGAUUUGAAUGCUUACUUUGCAUGUUUCAUAAGAAUACUUGUUUCAUCUUCAUCGACAAUUGAAUAUGAUGAAGAGCUUAUAUUGGGAAUUUUCAAUAUUCUCAAAAUAAAUCUAGCUAGAGAUUUUCAUAAGGGAAGUUUUGAAUUGUGCAUGAAAUGCUUGAAGGGCCUUGUGAAUUAUUUGGGAGAUAAGGGACUUCAAAAGCAUUUUGCAGAUAUUAAAGAUGUGUGGUCGCACAUUAUAAACAAGAAGAGAAGUAAUCAUAUUGAGAAGAGCAUCUUUGACGAUUACAAAAGGCAAUUGUUAGAUGAUAUAAAAAAAAUUGCUUCUAAAGCUCAAUAUAGCAAGAUAAAAAGUUAUUUAGAUAAUGACGAUUUGUUUGUGAUAAUUCCAGCAGUUUGGAGUCUUAAUCCAGACAAACUGACCGAAAGACAAAAAGAGAAAUUUUAUGAGAAAUCUGAUAUACCAGCGUUGUAUAAUGAUAUGAGUCAAUCGCAAGAUGCUUUUAUUAAACCAUGGACUCCAAAGAAAUUGGUUAUUGCUAAGGGAACUGCCGAAGAAAUAGUUAUAGGUGAUGGUGGUGGAGAUGAAAAUGAUCUCAAAGCUGUAUUACCAACUGCAGCUAGUUCAAAUGAAAAUAGAAUAGAGAAAUCCAUUUCACCGGUUAAACUUAUUCAGCCUAAGGAAGAGAACUUAUUAAUGGUUACCAAAACAAAGAUUGAAGUAGUGACACCAGAGAAAAAAAUUACUCCAUCGAAACCUAUAGAGGAUGUGAAUGUUGUGCCAAACACUCGAUUAGCAAGAGCCAAAAUGCCGUCAAUUGAAGCUGAAGAAAUUGAAAGUAGUGGACAUAUAGAGGACUAUGUUGAGCAGGUUGAAGCGAUAAUAUUGAAAGACACUUCUUCACCACCUGAUCGCAAACAGACAAACAAUAGUACAAGUCCAGUGCUGAAGCCCAAAACAACCCACCUCACAGGCAGAGGAGCACAACUCAUCAAUAUGAUAAGAAACAAGAAGCACGAGAACUAUAGUUCAAAACCAAUGGAAACCAGUACUCCUGUUACCAAAAUGGAAGCCAAUCGAGAAAGAACCGAUACUACUUGCUUAAAUUGGACAACUGGAGAGAACGACUCUAAAGCCAGUCCUAUGAAUUUGUUAGUUUUCUCAAAAACUCUGCCAUCGCCUUGUGCAAGUCCCUCAGCAAGUAUUUUAAAAAGAAAGUACCACAACGAAAGCAUGGAUGACAUUUACGAUUCGCAAGCUUUCAAACGAAAACGUGUCAGCUUUCAUGAUCCUCCUGUGUCAAUAACAAAAGAAUAUCUUAAAGAUGACGAAAACAAAAACAAUUUAAAACGGUGUCUAUUGUUAGAUCAAGAACAAAAAUCAACGACUAAGCACAUGCUCCGAAGGAGUGCCAAAAUGGAAAACCAAACUCAAAAUGAAAAUAUCACAGAUAUUUCUGGUUUGAACUCAACGCCCCCUUCAUCAGUGAAAAAAGUCAAAUGCAAUCUAAUGAAAUGCGAAGGAAAUAGUACAAAUAAUGAUGGUGCUGCUGAAAUAAACCAAACAGCGUAUCCCUUUUUGUUUCGCUCUGAAGCAGACGUUCUCAGUUACGUUUUGAAACAAUUUAGUAUCGAAGACAUAUGUGAAAAAUAUUUAUCUGAUGAGCAAUCGGAUAAAGCCGGAAUUAAUUUCAGUAAAUUCAUAUCGAAUUAUAUGAAUGUGAGCCCUAAAUUCAAAUCAACAUUAUUAGAAACACUUUCGGAAAAACAUCCGAAAGAAUUUCUCGAUUAUGCAAUUCAAGAAAACUUAUCCUCCGUUGUUUGCGAUCGAUUGAAUUCGAAUACAAUAAUUGAUUAUAUUUGCAGCAAAUCACAAACAAAUAUUUCUUGCCGAACAAGGCUAUUCCAAGAAAUGCAAGAAAUUUUAAAUCAUGAUAAAUUCGAUGCAGAAAAAUGUGAAUUCAUCCAGAAAGUUGUAUCAUCAAAAAGUAUGUCUGACCAACAGUUGCUGAAUUUGAUUGAAUUGUUGUUUGAAAGUAAACGCAAACACCAAAGAGCGGUAUCUGAAUCAGCAAUUGAUUCAUCUUCUACUUUAUAAUUAUUGUUUUUUAAAAGAAAAAAAAAUGUAUUUUGUUUUAUAUUUUUUGAAAUAAAUUGAUUAGAUGUUUUAAGAAAACGAUA